Molecule: messenger RNA, 480 nt
Organism: Oikopleura dioica
Lineage: Eukaryota; Metazoa; Chordata; Appendicularia; Copelata; Oikopleuridae
Source: the annotation of a GenBank genome assembly
AUGAAACUUUCCAAGUUUUUUUGCAUAGUUGCGAGCAGCUUCGGGCAGAUCCUCCCGGGCUCACAGACCAUCAGUGAUGCUUUUGGUGCUGUACCAGAUGCUCUCGGUUCGGUCAACACCGACAACUUUUUCGACGUUGCGAACGAUGCCCUUGGCUCGAUCAACACUGACAACUUUUUCGACGUUGGGAACGAUGCUCUUGACUCCUUGGAUGGAAUCGACUUGGAUGGCACAUUUGAUGAUGCGCUUAAUCUGGCUCAAGAAACUAUUGUUGAAAACGGAGCAGAAGCUGCCGCUGCUGCUGAUGCACUCACUGAUACUGCUGCGAACGAUGCUCCUGUUGACACCUUGGAAGAAACCAACUUGGAAGACGUCAUUAACGAUGCGGUCGAUCUGGCUGACGAAGCUGCUGGAGAAAGUGGAUCAAAAGCUGUUGCUUUCUCAGCUGCAAUCACUUCACUUCUAUUUCUCUUUCAAUAA